UGGUGCUGCAUCGCCCUCCAGCGGCUAAAUUGUGUAUAACUUGUCUAAAUCAAACAGAUGGUGUCAAACAUCAGCUAAGCUAACACGUACCAGGCUUCAAAUUUUCCUUCGACGCUUCGCAGUUUAGCGCAGCGCCUCUUCUUUUCCCGCCAUAAGUGUCUCUGAGAGUCGCAGCCCUGCAUUCCAAAAAGGAAGACGAGUACUUCACCAUGAGCUCAGAUGAUGGUGACCUGGAGAACCAGGCUGAGCUGGAGGAGAAGACCAGGCUCAUCAACCAGGUGCUGGAGCUCCAGCACACCUUGGAGGACCUGUCUGCCCGGGUGGAUGCAGUGAAGGAGGAGAACCUGAAGUUGAAGUCGGAGAACCAGGUUCUGGGCCAGUACAUCGAGAACCUCAUGUCUGCCUCUAGUGUCUUCCAGACGACCGACACCAAGAGUAAACGGAAGUAGGCAGAACUUCUGACAUCACUGAGCCAAAUUGGACCCAGCGACCCAGGUCGCAGCGUCUGGCCUCAUGGACUCUUUAAUAACAGCUAGUCUGGGACAUAAAGCCAAGCCUGAAUGUAAAUAUUGGUAUUUAUCUUCACUUGACCACUAGGGGACAGUGUUGCUGUGUUUCGAUAGGUUCUGGAGAGGAGUCAGCCAGAGGGUCAGCAGGGGAUUGGACGAAUCAUGUUAUGAUGUAACGAGCUGUCAUUUCUCAGAAUUUUAGUUUACAUGACUUUUUUUUUCCUAGCAUAGAUUUCAAAACAAAGUUUGAUCAAUUUACACAAUUAUGCGAACGUUUUUUCAAACACAGGUGGAAUUUAGGAAAUCCAAUCCAUUUUUAAUACCUGAAGCACACAAAUUGUAAAUACUGCGUUAUAACCAAGAUGAUGACAUCACUCAGGUAAACUACACAUUUGCUACAAAAUUUAGUUACGAAGCAGAAAAAAGAAGGGAUAAAAAUAAACCUGUCAUCUUUA
Xiphophorus couchianus (Monterrey platyfish) is the source of this 964-nucleotide messenger RNA. RefSeq names its product short coiled-coil protein B-like. NCBI's taxonomy places the organism in Eukaryota, Metazoa, Chordata, Actinopteri, Cyprinodontiformes, Poeciliidae. Bases 210 to 449 code for a protein of 79 amino acids. Gene Ontology annotation, cellular component: trans-Golgi network. The transcript is spliced from 4 exons. The record is from RefSeq and is a predicted model, not a curated record.